AUGUCGGUUGUACGUUUAGGCGGAGCUCUAAAAGAAUUAAGGAUUCAUUUGUGCCAGACAGGAAAGCAGUCGGCAGGAGUAAGGGACUUUAUACAGAAGAGCUAUGUAAACAUCAAAAAGGAAAAUCCUAAUUUUCCAAUUUUGAUUCGUGAAUGCAGUGGGAUUCAGCCCCGUAUUUGGGCUAGAUAUGAAAAAGGUGUAGAGCGUAGCACUCCACUGACCAACAUGACAGCAGAGGAUGUACUCAAUACCAUCAAGCAACUCGCUAAAUGA
Molecule: messenger RNA, 273 nt
Organism: Parnassius mnemosyne (clouded apollo)
Lineage: Eukaryota; Metazoa; Arthropoda; Insecta; Lepidoptera; Papilionidae
Source: the annotation of a GenBank genome assembly